AUGUCCUUCUCCAGCCUCAGACAAUCCGUCAACAAGUCUGAGUUGAGCACUAUCAUGAAGCCUCGCUCAUCCAAGAGCUCUUCCCGUAGGAGCUCUUCCUCAAAGAAGACCUUGGAUAACGACGCGACCUCCACACAUUCCACGGUUUCUGCCGCGACAACACUCCAGGGCGACGAGGUCCAUUCAUUGAAAAAGAAGUGGUUUUCCUUGCACACUUCCUCUCAAUCAAACAAGGACAAGUUAUACGCCAAGAACGCGAUGCGCAACGAGGCCACUGCAAACUACUUCAGCUUGCGCUAG
Molecule: messenger RNA, 300 nt
Organism: Penicillium lagena
Lineage: Eukaryota; Fungi; Ascomycota; Eurotiomycetes; Eurotiales; Aspergillaceae
Exons: 1
Coding region: 1-300 (99 amino acids)
Source: RefSeq, a predicted model, not a curated record